Aspergillus niger is the source of this 486-nucleotide messenger RNA. RefSeq lists its product as hypothetical. The record is from RefSeq and is a predicted model, not a curated record. NCBI's taxonomy places the organism in Eukaryota, Fungi, Ascomycota, Eurotiomycetes, Eurotiales, Aspergillaceae. Bases 1 to 486 code for a protein of 161 amino acids. The transcript is spliced from 4 exons.
AUGGACUGGGUGCCUAAGGUGGAAGCAAUCCGCGUUUUGGCUGGUUGCAGGACUAGUGAUGCAGAAGCCAGCACAGCAGAGCCUCAUCCACGUUGUCGGCCUGCCCGAUGGGGUGGUAGUACAGGUAUCGGUCCGUACCAUGGACCAGGAGUGUCUGGAAGGCUCCACGGUAAAUGUGCUGUCCGAACUCCGCGGACUGUCCGGGACGGACAUAGUUCUGCCGACCUCAUUCCGGCAAUCACCAAUCAAUUUAACAAUCAAUCAAAUGAUUCCUUGUACGAGUGUAUUGGAGACUACUCGGUCCCGGUCAGUCGAUCUCUAUCGAGCUGCUGCGAGCUAGGCAGGCAGCUGCCUUCCUUCGCACGGGUAAUUGUGGAGGAAGAAUUGAUUGAUGGGUUGAUUGAUUGCUGUCACCUCGUGGCAAAAGCUCGGGAUUUACUGCGGCUCGACCAGCUCCGUGUUCAGAACACUAGUAUGGAGUACUGA